Molecule: messenger RNA, 1842 nt
Organism: Darwinula stevensoni
Lineage: Eukaryota; Metazoa; Arthropoda; Ostracoda; Podocopida; Darwinulidae
Source: the annotation of a GenBank genome assembly
ACGAGCCUGCGUAGAUCGGCGGAGAACACGGCCCUGUACUUCCAAAAUCAUGAAGCCUUUGCCCAGGGUUUUGGGCUCAUUCAGGUUGACAGAGCCUUUGAGCACUUGUCAGCUACUCACCAGUUUGUGGAACGAGACAUUUCCUUUGAGGUUUCAGUUAAUGGAACUUCCAAAGGGAUUCACAUGAGAGGAGACAGAGGACAGUGUGAGAAGUCUCAAGAAUUUUCUGUAUCAGUUGAACCAAUUUUCUUCAAUGACAGUGAAGUUGAAGCCGAGAAGAAGAUAGGUUUUGAGAUGCAGAUCUGCAUGGCUUCAAGUGAUGCCAGUGCCACAUGGGUUCAGUUCCCUUCUCACUUGAGCCUCCAGUAUGCUAGUCGCACAUUCAAGGUGAAGGUCGUACCAGAUGACCUUCAACCCGGUUGCCAUUUUACUAGCAUCAUCGCCUACGAUGCCAAGGACCCCCGGAAGGGGCGUCUCUUUGAUGUGCCUGUCACUGUAGUCAAGGCAAGGAAGGUCACUGAAGAAAUGAACUUUGAACUGGAAAUCCAGGAUAUGUCAUUCUCCCAGGGAACUGUGCGGAGGUCCUUUGUUAUCGUGCCGGAUCAUGCGUCCUGGGCGAGGGUAGAGUUACUAGAGAGACAGCAGACAACAUGUGGUCCUGGUACUAGAAAUUCCCCUGGGAAGAGUGGGAGUGGAUCAGGCACUCAGUAUGUCCUUCAUGCCAUUCAGCUCAGCCACCAGGAAUCCUGCAAGUUACAUGAAUACCAUAAAAAUGUUCAUCUGGUUCCUGGCUCCCUCGAAUCUGCUGUCUUUGCGGUCACGGGAGGUUUGACACUGGAGCUUGUGGUGGCAAGGAACUGGAUGGUCGGAGGAGAUGCUCUCGUGUCAGUGAAAGUUGUUUUUGGUGGCAUCGUUGCAUCGCGGCAAGAGUUGACGCUCCACGCGGGGGAUGGGAUCGUGCGUGUCAAUGCCCUUGCACCUCUGCGGAGCGAAGAAUUGGCACCUGUUGCCAUGCUGAAGAACCAUGUUCUUGUUUUGAGACCUGCUGAAUCAAAAAUCCAGCCACUUGGAUCUAGAGAUGUGAUUCCUGUUGGCAGGAGGAUUUUUGCUCUGGUGCUAACUUACAACUUCAACAUCUCUCGUUCAGUGGAGAUUUCACCUGAGAACCCUCUGCUUGGAGAGUAUCUGUAUGAGUCGGAGUAUGAGGGGCAGCUAUGGAUGCUCUAUGAUUCCAAUAAACGUCUUGUUGCCUGUGGUGAUUCCUAUCCAUCAAAGUAUGGAGUGAAGCUGGAAAAAGGGAGCUACUGCCUCCGCACCCAAAUCCGCCACGAGCGCUACGACUUGCUUGCUGGCAUUCAGGAUCUUCUCUUUUACAUCUCCGUUCGCCUUUUCCCUGCGGUUCCAAUGGACAUAUAUCCAUCUUGGGCAGCAGCUGUCACAAAUGGCAAGAAGUUUUCUCCUGUGGUGUUGCCCAAGGGGACAGUAGCCCCCCUGUACAUCUCAACCUUCAUCCCAGAGAAGUCACUGAAAGGUAUACCUGCAGGUCACAUGCUGACAGGUACCCUCACAUUUGGAAAAGAUGAUGCUGUGAAGAGAGCGGAGGUCUAUCCAGUUAGGUUCAUUGUUGGAGAUGCUCCGAAGAAGCACACCACUACUCCAGUAGUAAAAGAAAAAGAGCAGAAAAAGCCAGAAGAAGCAGAACUGCAUGAUGCUGUCAGAGAUUUGAAAAUCUCAUGGAUCACAAAAUUUGGUCUGAGGCCAGAAGGAGUAUCGCUUUAUCAAGAAUUAUGCAAAUCCUAUGAAGAUCAUCUCCCUCUGCACCUGGCCCAUCUCAAUUCUAUG